Molecule: messenger RNA, 605 nt
Organism: Neolamprologus brichardi
Lineage: Eukaryota; Metazoa; Chordata; Actinopteri; Cichliformes; Cichlidae
Source: RefSeq, a predicted model, not a curated record
AAUGAAGCAGAAUAAGUAAUGAGCUCUGUGCUGAGGUCUCCUCCUCGCUCGAUGCUCAGAGCAGCUUUGAACAUGAACCUUGAGGAGGCUGAAUGCUGAGGACAGGAGAAGAGCGAUGAUCUGACACAGAGCGUUUAUGCUGCACUACCAAAGAGCCCGCCGAGCAGCACAGCACACAAGAAACUGACUUUUGUCCUCUUUGGAUUUUGGGGUGAGAAGCUUUAACAGCGAGGACACUGGAGACCAGGAUGAAACUGGUGACCCUCCUCAGCUGGCUCACAGCCUUCUACAGGUUCAGCUCGGCCUCCGAGCUUUCUUUCUUGGUAGAACCCACGGACGUGACUGCGGUGAGGGAUCGGCCACUCAUGCUGGACUGUCAGGUCCAGGGCGAGGAACCCAUCACAAUCACGUGGCGCAAGAACGGAGCGCCCGUACCCAGCACCCCACGGGUGCGAGUGCUAGAGAACGGCACGCUGCUAAUAACGAGCUUCCAGAAACGCAGAGAGGGCAGCGAUGCAGACGUGGGCGAGUACGACUGCGCUGCACAGAACCGUUACGGCCUGCUCGUCAGCCGCAAGGCCAAAGUCCACCUCGCAUGUAAGUGA